AAUGAGAAAACGAAUUUCGUGGGACUUCGUCAUACGUCAUAUCUGUGCUCCGGUGCGAUCUGUGGAGGGUUCUGCUCUUCACAUGUCUCUGCUUCAUCAUCUGUUGGGGAAAAUACCGUCUAAUGAAAUCGAGUGUCGGUUUUGGUUGGGGGGAUUAACCAUCCGAUACCGAUCGGCUCUGUCUGCGUGAAAUAGGGAAUGAACGACGAGACAGCACUGGACAGCUGGAAGACAAACUCCGGGUGCUCCAGAUUUACAGUUGAGAUGCUGAGAUUUCCAUUGCCACAAUUUGAGUAUUGAGCAAAUGCUGGCUGUGAAUCCCGGAAAGACGCCCAUCAGUCUGCUGCAGGAGUAUGGAACGCGGAUAGGCAAGACCCCAGUGUAUGACCUGCUGAAGGCCGAGGGACAGGCCCACCAGCCCAACUUUACGUUCCGUGUCUCCGUUGGAGAGAUCAGCUGCACCGGCCAAGGGCCCAGCAAGAAGGCAGCCAAGCAUAAAGCAGCCGAGGCUGCUCUGAAGAUGCUCAAGGGAAGUCUCGGAGGUCCUGUUGGAGUUAGUGUUGGAGAAGACGGGUUUAUUGGAGUUGAAGUGUCUACUGAUGGAGAGAGCUCUCAGACAGAAAUGAAGACUUCAAGCAGUUCUCAGCAGUCUGAAUGUAACCCUGUAGGAGCUCUGCAGGAAUUGGUGGUGCAGAAAGGAUGGCGUUUGCCAGAGUACACAGUCACCCAGGAGUCUGGUCCAGCACACCGCAAGGAGUUCACCAUGACCUGCAGAGUAGAGAGAUUUGUGGAAAUCGGAAGUGGAACCUCCAAGAAGCUCGCAAAGAGAAACGCAGCAGCUAAGAUGUUAUCACGUAUACAUGAUGUCCCGGUCGACCUGAGGACCAGCAACGAAGCUGAGGUCGAAGAGGACACGUUCAACAUGCACAUGGGGAGCAGAGCUGAGACAGGCAAAAGUAAAGGCUUCAGCUGCACGUGGGACUCUCUGCGCAACUCUGCUGGAGAGAAGAUCCUCCAGCUCCGCAGCCACCCUCUGGGCAUGCCCACUGACUCCAACUUCUGCUCUUUGCUUAACGACCUGUCUGUGGAACAGCGCUUUGACAUCAGCUACCUGGAUCUAGAAGAGCGCAGUCUGAGCGGCCUCUGCCAAUGUCUAGUGGAGCUUUCCACUCAGCCAAUCACAGUGUGCCAUGGCUUUGCUCCGAGCAUAGAUGCAGCUAGAGCCAAUGCAGCCCACAAUGCACUGCAGUACCUCAAGAUUAUGGCUGGGGGGAAGUGAUGUCAUCUUCCUCCUCACAGACUCGAACUCACCACCGCACGACGGCAGGAUAUUUUCCUCUUCGGAGGAUGGAGUGACUUUUCUGAUGAGUUGAAAUAACGUGAAUUACCUCAAUUAUGGAUUAAAUAAGAGACUUUUUUCUGUCCCCAAUUUAACACCCUGGACUUUCUUUUGGUCACAUGGAUUUAUCAUCGUUGCCAAUGAAGGUUUAUCUGCCCAAAAACGUAUACCUCGUUCUUUGACAUGUUGCAUAUUUAUCACAAAUUAUUUUAGAAUGCCUUGUUGGUAUUUUCCUUUUUUGUUUGCCCAGCAUCCAUACUCUCCACUCUUAUUUCCCUGAAAAGCUAAAGUCUAAAAAGACUUUAUCUAAAGUGAUACGUUGCAUGAUUACAUACAACUUCCUAUAUAACUGCAGACAAAUGCGGAUUUCACAAAAAAAGCAAAUGGAGUUUGUAGAAAUUGGGCAAUGGAAUCACCAAAUACUGGUUCUGCAUCAAAACACUGAUCAUUGAUUGGUGAAUGGAAGAAAAAAAUUCCUGCCGUGUGCUGAAACAUUGAGAGAAAAAGGACUCUGCUGAAGAAAUAUCAGGGGAUACUCAUUUUGAAGGCUGCUCUGUUUUCAGAUGAACUCAAUGAGAAGAUGUGGCCUUGGUUAUAUUCAAUCAAGCUCUAAAUACGUUUACAGUUGGAUGCUGUUAAUGUUGGGCCCUAAAAACUAGAAAAUUGAAAACGUACCAUAAAAUGAUGAACUGAAUCUUAGCAAAUAAAUCUUUCUAAUCAUGUUCUUUUUUUCUAAGAAUUUUUGGGCCUUUAAUACAGUGACAGUGCAGUUUAGAAUCGGGGAGACCGAGGGGAAGACACGCGGCAAAGGGCCUCAAGCCGGAUUCGUACCUGGUUCCACCGCAUGGGGAUCACAGUAUAUGGCCGCCUGCUCUACCCACUGAGCUAUACAACGCCCUAAACAUGUUGUUCUUCCUAAAAUGGUAAUGAUGAGAGAGGUAGUAGACUCAGAUGACUGAAACAUUGACAGAGGAAUUGUCCUUGUAAUGUUUUGCCACUUUGAGGACUCCAUAAAAAAUAUAAGGCUCAUAUCGAUUAGAUUCAGACUUCAACUUUAAAAAAUCUCUCUGCAACAUUUCAAUAACAUUACAAAUCUACUGAUUGGUCCCAUUUACUCCUGGAUGUGCAAACAGCUUUGUAAAGUCUAAUUACCUCAGCUUGUCAUCUUUCCUAAGACAAUGAUGAAUUAAUAAAUAGGUUGAAGGAGAGGAAAGUACAAAGACCUCUGACAAAGCUUGUCAUUUUAAAUAUCAAAGACCAGUCAAACAAGCUACCAUAUUUUGCUCUGUUAAGUUUUAAUGUGUCUUUGCUCAUAAUGCCUGGCACUCUUUCAUUUAUAAUUUAAACCCACUGUGAUUUUGUUUUUCAAUGGGAUUAUGAAUCCUGUGAUGAUAUUGGAUAGUUGAUCAUGGGGGAAUUUUGGAUAUUUUUUCUCCAACUACAUGCUGUGUAUUGUAAAAGGAUUCAUCACCAUCCACCUUACUGUAUUUGUAUUGAUAUACUGCCUGCUGGAAUAAGUUUGGAAUUGAGUAUAGUGAACAGUUUGCACUACUUGACAACAAAAUGCCCUUUGCACAGUUUGACCAACUUUCUGUACUGCUCCUUCCACCGGUGCGAUUGAUGUGAACCUCAUUCUCAGAAAGAGCAGAUCUGCAACUUGUUUUCUGAUAACUCAAAUAAGGAACUUGUGCUUGUGAGUUUUAGUUGCUAACACCAUUGAAGAUGGAACUUCUUUGUUGUAGUAGAAAAAGUUGCCCCGUUUUAGCUAAACAAUGAAAUAUAGUGUGAGCUCAAUGUGAAAUUGACUUAUUUCCAAUAAAACAUUUUGUACAUUUUACUGCCAACUGUAACAACAUGCUGCCAUUCCUAAUUGAAUUACCACUUAAAUGAAAUAUGGGCCACACAGCAUUUCAUCACACCCUUUGAACUACAACAGUUUUAUUGUUAAUUAUUUACUGUUUUCUGUAUCAGCACUGAGGAGGAACUUAAUAAUUUGCAUGUCCAGAAAUAUUAUUGUGAAAAAUGCUCUCACAUGUAAGUAUUUUUACAGUACCAUCACAUCUUAAGCCUUUGUUUGGAAACAACAUUUGGUGAAGGAAAGAGUCAACAGGUGAGUUGUUUCAAUGUUCUGUUCUUUCCGUCAUCUGUUAUGUAUGUUUGAUGACGGGCUAACUUCUUCAUCUGCAUAACCGCUGCUGUCUGACUGCAUGCUGUCGCCCCGGACCACCUCACCUACACGAAGAAUGACACAAACACAGUUGGGCAACAACUCCAUGCACUGUACCUCUGCUCAAAAACAGCUGCAGCCUGACCUCAAUAGACACACAGAGGCACAAACAGUAUGUUCCCGCUGACUAAACACCUGCACAUGGAAGUGUAUACACAAAUUGCUCCCACUUCUUAUUUUACAUCCUAUAUUAUGAGUUUUUAUGGACUUUCCAGGCCCAAUUCCCUCAAAUUUAAGGACCCAAAACAAUACAUUUAAUGACACAAAGCUAAAGGCGUCACAACCUUCAUUAAUUUGCUGCAGGCAUCAGCUUUUACUCCAAAAAAUUCACUCAAUUUUAAGAAUGACUUUUUUCUAUAUCAUUUGUGAAAGCUAUUCAUUUCAUCACACCAUGUCAGACGUUGUUAAAAGAUCUGCAGUGACAAUAUUUAAGCAGUAUUUUUGUACACAUACAAAUAUGUUUCUACCAAAAUUCUGGUGUUAACCAAUUCUGGUGAAAUCCCCUUUAUGUACUGUUUAGAGAUGUUUGAACUGUGUAUUAAUUUUAUUAUUUCAUGACUACCCUGUUUACAUUUGUUGCCCAUGUUUUUACCUGUUUCUGAAUUUUUGUGAACAAAAUUGAGAGCAACAAAAAUGAUUGGCACACAUCAAUGGCAAUAAAUCUAAUUCUGAUUUGAAA
Messenger RNA from Eleginops maclovinus (Patagonian blennie), 4245 nucleotides. RefSeq names its product TAR (HIV) RNA binding protein 2 (gene tarbp2). NCBI's taxonomy places the organism in Eukaryota, Metazoa, Chordata, Actinopteri, Perciformes, Eleginopidae. The transcript has 8 exons. Gene Ontology annotation, biological process: regulation of viral transcription; regulation of siRNA processing; siRNA processing. Bases 305 to 1279 code for a protein of 324 amino acids. Gene Ontology annotation, molecular function: pre-miRNA binding; siRNA binding; double-stranded RNA binding. Gene Ontology annotation, cellular component: cytoplasm; nucleus; RISC-loading complex. The record is from RefSeq and is a predicted model, not a curated record.